AAACGCUCGUCUUUAUAGUGCGCUGCUCCUCUCACUUUGCCAGUGGUCUCUGUAAACCCGAGCCUUUCGCCACACUGAAUACGUUAAAAUAUUAAACGAUGCAUGUGUUUUAUGAGUAAAUACAUGGAUUACAUCCGACCUUUCUGCAGUGUUCAGGAUCCAGCUGCUGCUCCCUGCCUCAUAUCACUGAAGCCAUGGGUAAACUAAAAGGACUGCUACCCCUCUUUAUUUUAACAUCAAGUUACCUUUUGUGCAGUGCACAAAAAACAGUAUGCACACAGGAAGCAUUAGCUGAUAUUGUCUUCCUGGCGGAUGGGUCUUGGAGUAUUGACACAGAAAACUUCCAGAAGAUGCGUGACUUUCUUCUCACUUUGGUGAACAGUUUCGAUGUGAGUCCUGACAAGGUUCAAAUCGGCUUGGUGCAGAACAGCAAUUCACCACAUACUGAAUUCUACCUUAACAGCUUUGAAACCAAGCAAAAGCUUCUUGACUACAUCACAAAUCUCCCAUACCGAGGAGGUGGCACCAAGACUGGAUUUGGUUUAAACUUCUUGCUGAAGCAGCACUUUGUGAAAGAAGCAGGAAGUCGUGCUAAAGAUGGGGUGCCUCAAAUUGCCGUGGUUAUCACAGAUGGACAGUCACAAGACAAUGUGGAACCACAUGCACAGGACCUGAAACACCAGGGAAUCAUACUUUAUGCCAUUGGUAUUAAAGAUGCUGAUAUGGAGCAGCUGAAGGAAAUUGCUACUAAGCCACAUGACCAACACAUCUACAGUGUGUCUGAUUUCACAGCUUUGCAAGGAAUCUCCCAGAGUUUCAUCCAGGUGCUUUGUACAACUUUCCAGGAAGCCAAAGAUCAAGUGUCUCAGGUGCCAAAAGGGUGCAAGGCUAAUUUGGCUGACAUUGUGUUCCUUUUGGAUAGCUCUAGUCGCAAUGGUGAUGCAGACUUCCUGGUUGUGAAGCAGUUUCUUCACACCUUCAUAGAGGGUCUUGAUGUUAAGCCUGAUAAAGUCAGAGUAGGAAUGGUACAGUUUAGUAAUGAUCCUCAACAAGAAUUCCUGUUGGGGGAGUAUGCAGACAAGAAUGACCUGCUGGAGAAGGUAGACAAACUCACCUACCUAACAGGAGGCACUGAAACCGGAAAAGCUCUUCGCUUUAUACUAAAUAAUUACUUCAUAGAAUCAGCUGGCAGUCGGAUCAAUCAAAAUGUGCCUCAGAUUGCUGUGGUGAUCACAGACGGUGACUCCAAUGAUGACAUGGAGAUUGCAGCCAUGGAGCUACGGAGAAAGGGGGUGUUAAUCUUUGCCAUUGGGGUUGGUGCAGCCAGCUUUACAGACCUGCAGUCCAUUGCUAAUGAACCAUAUCACCGUUUUGUACUGAGUUUCACUGAAUAUGAGGAGCUGCUGAAAGCAACCACCAACGUAGUAGACAAAGUAUGUAUUUCUGUCGAGGCCCAGCAAGAAGCUCUAGCUCCAAAAUAUGCAGAUGUGUUUGUGUUGGUAGACAGCACUGUUGAACAGACCCAAAAUGUGACAGAGUUCCUCAAUCGCCUAGCCAAUCAACUUAACGUGGCGAGUACAUCUCAUCGGAUGGCUUUGGCUCAGUUUGGUGAAGAGGUUUCAGUGGAAUUUCGUUUUGAUGCUUACGAAACUAAAACUGAAGCACUUGCACUUAUCCGCAAAUUCCAACUCAGAGGUACUGGGCAGCGCAAACUUGGAAAGGCGAUAGAUUAUGUGCGGACUCACCUCCUCAACACUGAAGUAGGCAGCCGAAUUGCUCAGGGCUAUAAGCAGUACCUGUUGGUGGUAAGCAGAGGAGAAUCGGAUGACAAUAUACUUACAGCAGUUCGUGCAUUAAAGGAUGAUGGUGUGAUGCUUAUCAACAUUGACCUAAGUGAAGAGCUAGACUUUCCAUUCACUGCACAAAGUCACCCUGCUCCACCUCGUGGAGCUGCUCCACCUGACGUAUCUUUCAGCCUUGUUCCUCCUCAGUGGUUACCUACAAUUGUCUAUUCUACAACUGGAAAUUUUAAACAAAUAUCAGACAAUGUGAUGACUAUCAUGGAUACUAGGGAUGAGUUUAUGGCAGCUGAGGACUGCAAGUUAGUGGCUGAUAUUGUGUUUAUUGUGGAUGUGUCGGACAGUACUACAAGUCCAGGCCUGGUCCGUGAUUUCCUCUACCACAUUAUUAAUGCCUUGCCGAUAGAAUCUGACAGUGUGCGUGUGGGAAUUGUGUUGUACCGUGAAACACCCUCAGCUGAUUUUUACUUAAACACAUUUAAUAAGAAGUCUGAGAUUUUGCAGUACAUUAAACGAUUGCUGUUUGGGGGUGGAGAGUCCAAAACUAGCAGGGCUCUGAAGUUUGCAAGAGAGAAGGUGUUUGCCAAAGAGAUGGGCAGCCGACGUGCCACAGGGGUGCAGCAGAUUGCUGUGGUAAUAACAGAGGUUAAGUUCCUGGAUAAUGUCUCAUCUGAAGAAGCUAGUAAGUUACUAUACUCUGGAGUCCAGGUCUACGCUCUUGGAGUCUCGAAUGAUAAUGAGGAGCAGCUGAAACAGAUUGCAUCUUAUCCUCCAACAAAAUUUGUGUUCAGUCUCCAGAGCUUUUCUAAUCUUGAUAAAGUGGAGAAAAUUAUGCAGAAGACUAUUUGUCACAAUAUGGUCCAUUCAGCUGUUUUGAAGUCAAGGAAAUAUGAUUUAAAGCAAGGAUGCUUACAAACAGAAAAAGCAGACAUCUAUUUCCUAAUUGACGACUCCAGUAGUAUUAAAAACCAGUUUGAGGAGGAAAAAGAGUUCAUUCUAGACAUUCUGUCGAUGUUUACUAUUGGACCAAAACAGGUUCGUGUGGGUGUGGUGAAAUUUGCAGAUGAACCCACACUAGAGUUUAGACUGAAUGCAUAUAAUGACAAAAUCUCUCUUGAAAGAGCUGUGAAGAACAUUAAACAUGGUGCUGGAGAUACAUAUAUAGGAAAAGCCCUGUCUAACAUGACAAAAUACUUUGAGGAGGCCGAAAAGUCACAAAGCACUAAGGUUCGCAAAAUUCUCAUCAUUAUAACUGAUGGAAAAUCUUGGGAUAGUGUGAACGAACCAGCAGCACAGUUAACAGCACAGGGGGUGUCCACCUAUGCUAUUGGCGUGAAAGAUGCAAACGAGACAGAGCUCCUGCAGAUAACAGGUGACCCAGAGAAGACAUUCUUUGCAACCAACUUUCAUGCACUGAGACACCUGAAGGAUGAAAUUGUAACUCAUAUUUGCUUAGAAGAGGCCUGCAAGAGCAUGUGGGCAGAUGUCAUCUUUUUAGUUGAAGGCUCAGGAAGCACUGCCCCUGAGGACUUCUCAAAGAUAAAGGAAUUCAUGAAUACUGCAGUGUCCAAGUUUCUAAUUGGCAAAAAUAGUGUACAGGUUGGAGUUGUGCAGUUCAGCUCAUACUCAAAGGCUGAAUUUGCCCUCAACAAGUUUUCUGAUAAAAGCCAGAUCCAGCAGGCUAUUAAUGAAAUGCAGCAGCAGGAGCAGCCCAUUAAGAAUAUGAAGCAACUAGAAGAAGGCACUCAGACUGGGGCUGCGCUCAAUUUUGUGUCAGCGUACUUUGAUCCAUCAGAAGGGGGUCGUUCCAAUGCCCCACAGUUCCUCAUCAUGAUCACGAAUGGCAGGUCGAUGGAUGACAUUGCUCAGCCUGUACAAGCCCUCAGAAAUAAGAGCAUUACAAUAUACUCCAUAGGAAUGGGUGAUUUUAAUAGCACACAACUGAAAGAUAUCAGCGGAACUCAGGAAUUUGUUUUUCUUGACAGACAUGAUGAUAUGUUGAAUUUCUUAGAUAAAGUCUUCUUACUCAAGAUCUGCAAAUCUGCUGACAAAUGCCAGAAAUCACAGGUGGCAGAUGUUGUCUUCUUAGUGGAUGGUUCCACCAGCAUUCUACCUGACAACUUUAAGAUUAUGAAGUCCUUCAUGAACUCAGUAGUGAGCACUACACAGGUUGGACAAGACAAUGUCCGUGUUUGCACCAUUAUCUAUUCUACUGAUGUUAAGGUCCAUUUCCCCCUUAACCAAUACUACAGCAAAGAAGAGGUGCAGGAAGCUAUCAGUGCUCUGAUAUAUCCCACUGGAGAUACCUACACAGCCAAGGCACUAAAAUAUUCACUGGAUUACUUUGAUGAAGCCAGAGGUGGGAGAAGUGCAAAUGGUGUCCCACAGCUCAUGUUUGUCAUUACUGAUGGUGAGGCUACAGACGCACAUUAUUUAGAGGGAGCUGCAAAUAAGCUUCACGAUUAUGGAGUUAGAAUUUAUGGUAUUGGGGUCGCAGAUGCAAGUAUAGAUGAAUUAGAGAAAAUUACCAAAGACAAGAACAAGGUUUUCCAUGUUAACAACUUCCAAGCUUUGGAAGACCUUUGGCAGAACAUUUCUCGUGAGAUCUGCAAGGAAACAAAACCAGAGUGCCAGAAAGUGGCAGCUGAUUUGGUCAUUUUGAUUGAUGGUUCUGAAAAAACCCAAGGAGCUCUAUGGAACACCAUGCAAAAUAUUACACUGGGCCUUGUAGACAAUCUUCGUAUCAAACAAGACCUCUUUAGAGUUGGUGUAGCCCAAUUUAGUACAACAUACAAAAAGGAAUUUUACUUAAAUGAAUAUUACGAUGAAAAGGAUAUGAAGGGGGCCAUUAAGAAUAUGUCCCCAAUGGUAUCUAAGAGAAACAUUGGAGCUGCACUAAAUGGAGUACAAGAGUUCUUUAAAACUGAUAAAGGGAGCCGCAUUGAAGAAAGAAUUUCACAAAACCUGCUUCUGAUCACUGUUGGGGCAUCAUCUGAUGAGUUCACUGACGCAGCAGAUGGGUUAAGAGCCAUGGGCAUUCAGAUGUUUGCAAUUGGAACAACUGUGAAAACUGAAACUCAGCUCACUAGCAUUACUGGUUCACGUAGUAGGGUUUUUGUACUGGACAGCUUUGACCAUCGCACUCUGAAUCAUACAACACAGAUGUUGAUAAAUGGCAUUUGCGAUUCCAGCCGAAAUGACAUAACAAGUUGCAUGGUGAAUAUUGGAGUUGGUUUUGAUAUAUCCCAUGGUAGUUCAAGCCCACAGUCACUCUUUAGUAGCCAAAAGAAGCUGCAGGCCUACCUGCCUGAGAUUAUCAGAUACAUCUCCACUGUGCACAACUUGUGCUGUCUACCCCAGCAGCCUGUUCUGCAAAGCAACAUUGGUUUCCGUUUGGUUGCUAGUGAUGGCAAGAUACUGUAUGACACAGGUUUUGAGCAAUACAAUGAAGACAUAAUAAAGAAGGUGAUGGCAUUGCAGAUGACUCAGGGUGUCACCUUCAAUACCCAGCUUUUGCGCUCUUUUCAGGAUAAGUUUGAAGGCUAUAGAUCUGGUGUGAAGGUAGUGAUCAUUUUCACUGAUGGCCUGGAUGCAUCUGUUGAUGACCUCAUGGUUGCCUCAAAGAACCUAAGAAGAAGUGGAAUCCAUGCGCUGAUGCCAGUAGCUCUAGAAGGAGUCAAAAGCAUCACAGACCUACAGAAGCUGCAGUUUGGACGAGGAUUUGACUACAGAGAGCCUCUCAUGAUUGGCAUGCAAAAUGUAGCCAGUGCCAUGCAGAAGCAGAUUGUUGCUGUGGUCUCACGAGAGUGCUGUAAUGUAAUGUGUAAAUGCACUGGUCAUGAAGGGGUGCGAGGACCUCAAGGACCUCCGGGGACAAAGGGCUCUCUUGGACAGGAAGGAUAUCUUGGAUUUCCUGGAGAAGAAGGACAACCUGGGGAGAGAGGGCCACCGGGUCUAAAUGGAACCCAGGGACAUCAAGGCUGCCAUGGGAAAAGAGGUCUAAAGGGUAACAUAGGCUACAGGGGUGAUAUAGGAGAACAUGGAGAAUGUGGUUUGGAUGGAGUAAAUGGAGCACAGGGAGUAGUUGGAUUAGCAGGAGCCCCAGGACAGCAAGGGGGUCCAGGCAGCCCAGGCAAGAAGGGUGUUAGAGGAAUACCAGGAGUCCAAGGACAAAAAGGACUGAGAGGAGAUCCAGGUGAGACAGGAAUUGACAACAACUUCCGUGGUCCUAAGGGUGAGCCUGGAUACCCUGGCCUACAGGGUGACACAGGUACAGAUGGCAAUCCAGGCAGGCCUGGAGAUGCUGGUAAUCCUGGUCAGAAAGGAAGAAGAGGCAUAGCGGGUCAACCGGGUGCCAGUGGACCUCCAGGACAAAGAGGACUACGAGGAACAUCUGGAGCUUCAGGACCACUGGGACCAGUGGGACCUUCUGGUGCUCCCGGACUGAAAGGGAUAGCUGGUUUUCCAGGACCUCAGGGACCACCUGGCACACAAGGAAACAGUGGAUCAAAAGGAAGUGUAGGACCCAGAGGACUAAAGGGUCAGCCAGGGGAACCUGGAAAUAAAGGAGCAGUUGGGCCACAGGGCACCAGAGGCCCUCCGGGAAAUGAUGGUCCAGAUGGAUUUGGGUUACCAGGACCUAAAGGACCGAAGGGGGAUCCUGGUUUUCCAGGAUAUCCUGGAUUUCAGGGUGAACCUGGAGAACCUGGGCGAAAUGGUACUAAUGGCCUUAAUGGUAUAAGAGGAAGAGGGGGAAAUUCAGGCAGGCAGGGAGCAGAGGGUAAUCCUGGUGACGACGGACCAGCUGGACACAGGGGCCAUAAAGGACCACCAGGAAGCAGAGCAAUGUCUACUUGUCAACUGAUCAACUACGUUCGAGACAACUGUGUCUGCUGUAAAGAUAAAGCAGCUUGCCCUGUCUACCCCACUGAACUGGUGAUUGGUUUGGACAUGUCUGAUGAUGUGACUCCUGCAUUAUUUGGUGGAAUGCGCUCGACUCUUCUUUCUCUGCUGGACAGCAUCGAUAUCACUGAAAGCAACUGUCCCACAGGGACACGAGUGGCUGUGGUCUCUUACAGUUCUAACACCAAGUACCUCAUCCGUUUUUCUGACCAUCGUCAUAAGAAGGACUUGGUGGAAGCUGUGAAGAACAUCCCUCUGGAACGUACAUCCAACAGACGCAACAUUGGUGCAGCCAUGCGCUUUGUGGGCAGAAAUGUCUUCAAACGUAUUCGUCAGGGUGUUCUGAUCAGGAAGGUGGCGAUCUUCCUCUCUGGUGGACAGUCCCAGGAUGUGACAUCCAUAACCACGGCUGUUCUAGAAUACAAGGCUCUGGAUAUAAACCUUGGUGUUAUUGGUUUUAGGGAUACUCCUAAUGUUCAGCGUGCUUUUGAGGCUGAUGAGACAGGAAGCUUUAUUCUGUCUGUGCUGGGCAAACCAGAUACCCAGAGUGCAGCACUUGAAAAGAUCCAGCGAUGUGUGAUUUGCUUUGAUCCUUGCAAUCCAGCUAGAGAUUGUCCCAGCCCCGGUGAGGUGUCCAUUCCAAAGCAGGUAAAUGUGGACCUGGCGUUGCUGGUGGAUGGUUCCCGCAGCAUCCAGGCAGAUCAGUAUGAGGGAGUGAAGCAGGUGUUGGGCACUGUGUUGGACCAGCUUGUAGUGAGUCGUCAGCCCAGCAAAGCUGACAGACAGGCACGGGUGGCGCUUUACCAGCAGAGUUCAUCAUACAGAGAGGCCCAGGCUCCAGUCAAGCAGAUCUUCACUUUCCAGCAGUUCCAAGACCGCAACCUGAUGAAGCAGAGCAUCUUCGAAAAUCUACAGCAGACUGGUGGAUACUCCAGACUGGGUCAUGCCAUGGAAUUCGUAAUCAUGCAUGGUCUUCUCACUGUUUCCAAGCCUCGAAAAUACAAGAUGGUGCUGCUUAUAGUUGGAGGAGAGACCGAAUAUUCUGAUAGAGCAAAACUGGACUUUAUCUCCAUGAAAGCAAAGUGUCAGGGUGUGGUGCUUUUCACUCUUAUAGUCGGGGAUCGUUUUAACAGCACUCAGGUGGAGGAGCUUGCCACCUUUCCCACAGAGCAGCACAUAGUUCACUUGGGCAAUGUAAAGCAAGGAGAACCGGAGUACACUCGGCGCUUCAUAAGGACUUUCCUACACAUUCUGAGCCGGGAUAUGAACACCUACCCUGCUCCGAUGCUAAGAAAACAAUGUGAGAGUCUUCAGCAAGGUCAUGUCCUUGAUGUCUCUGAGGUUACUAAGAGGCCACCCACUGAAAGGAUCCCUCCCCCAAGAAUAUUUUACCCUGAGAAUUCAGGGGAAGAAUAUGAGGAGAUGGAAGAAGAGACAGAAUAUGCUGAACAGACAGGGACACAGAUGGAGUAUGAAAAUUUGGGCCUGCUGACUCCAGGACAUGAAAAGUCUAUCUGAAAAAAGACACAGGGCCCUCCAGGAACUACGUAAUCAAAUGGUUCUAUAAUCAAGAGCAGAACAAAAGCUCUCGCUUCAUUUAUGGAGGAUGUGAUGGAAACCUUAACAGAUUUGACACUAAAAUUACUCCUCCUUUUCUCUGGCUUUAUAUGAAAUGAUGGCACAGUAGGAUACAACAACACUUUUGUGAUAUCCAAAUAACUUGAAUACAUUAAAGCGUCCAGCUUGUUUGCUACCCUACCAGAAGUAAUAGCAUUUGCAUCAUAUUUCACUUCAUCAUAAAAGAAAAUUCCUCUGAAGAUGCUCAUUCUUUAAUAAAGUGAAUAAUUUUGUGAA
Molecule: messenger RNA, 8555 nt
Organism: Ictalurus furcatus (blue catfish)
Lineage: Eukaryota; Metazoa; Chordata; Actinopteri; Siluriformes; Ictaluridae
Product: collagen alpha-6(VI) chain-like
Exons: 40
Coding region: 195-8219 (2674 amino acids)
Source: RefSeq, a predicted model, not a curated record